AUGGUGCUGACACUGACCCAACUGGUGCUGACGGCGCUGACACUGACCCAACUGGUGCUGACGGCGCUGACACUGACCCAACUGGUGCUGACGGUGCUGACACUGACCCAACUGGUGCUGACGGCGCUGACACUGACCCAACUGGUGCUGACGGCGCUGACACUGACCCAACUGGUGCUGACGGCGCUGACACUGAUCCAACUGGUGCUGACGGCGCUGACACUGACCCAACUGGUGCUGACGGCGCUGACACUGACCCAACUGGUGCUGACGGCGCUGACACUGACCCAACUGGUGCUGACGGCGCUGACACUGACCCAACUGGUGCUGACGGCGCUGACACUGACCCAACUGGUGCUGACGGCGCUGACACUGACCCAACUGGUGCUGACGGCGCUGACACUGAUCCAACUGGUGCUGACGGCGCUGACACUGAUCCAACUGGUGCUGACGGUGCUGACACUGAUCCAACUGGUGCUGACGGUGCUGACACUGACCCAACUGGUGCUGACGGCGCUGACACUGACCCAACUGGUGCUGACGGCGCUGACACUGACCCAACUGGUGCUGACGGUGCUGACACUGACCCAACUGGUGCUGACGGUGCUGACACUGACCCAACUGGUGCUGACGGCGCUGACACUGACCCAACUGGUGCUGACGGCGCUGACACUGACCCAACUGGUGCUGACGGCGCUGACACUGACCCAACUGGUGCUGACGGCGCUGACACUGACCCAUCUGGUGCUGACGGCGCUGACACUGACCCAACUGGUGCUGACGGCGCUGACACUGACCCAACUGGUGCUGACGGCGCUGACACUGACCCAACUGGUGCUGACGGCGCUGACACUGACCCAACUGGUGCUGACGGUGCUGACACUGACCCAACUGGUGCUGACGGCGCUGACACUGACCCAACUGGUGCUGACGGCGCUGACACUGACCCAACUGGUGCUGACGGUGCUGACACUGACCCAACUGGUGCUGAGGCCACUAACACUGACCCAACUGGUGCUGACGGUGCUGACACUGACCCAACUGGUGCUGACGGUGCUGACACUGACCCAACUGGUGCACCUGUCCAGGCCACCUGUCCAGGGCCACCUGUCCUGGCCACCUGUCCAGGGCCACCUGUCCAGGGCCACCUGUCCAGGGCCACCUGUCCUGGCCACCUGUCCAGGGCCACCUGUCCGGGCCACCUGUCCAGGCCACCUGUCCUGGGCCACCUGUCCUGGCCACCUGUCCAGGGCCACCUGUCCGGGCCACCUGUCCAGGCCACCUGUCCAGGGCCACCUGUCCGGGCCACCUGUCCAGGGCCACCUGUCCGGGCCACCUGUGGCUCAUAUACUAAAAGUGACCUUCGAUAAAAUCUCAUAUGAAAUAGAAAAAACAUAUCUGCGUUCCGUGGUUGCUGUAUUAUAUUGUAUUUUGUUGACCUUCCCUCCCUCUCGCUCCUCCUCGUGUCCAUCAUGCCCUCAUACUGCCCAGAGAGACACUUUCUGA
Messenger RNA from Procambarus clarkii (red swamp crayfish), 1506 nucleotides. The record is from RefSeq and is a predicted model, not a curated record. Lineage: Eukaryota; Metazoa; Arthropoda; Malacostraca; Decapoda; Cambaridae.